Messenger RNA from Acomys russatus (golden spiny mouse), 3153 nucleotides. RefSeq names its product maestro heat-like repeat family member 5. Gene Ontology annotation, cellular component: cytoplasm. Bases 1 to 3153 code for a protein of 1050 amino acids. NCBI's taxonomy places the organism in Eukaryota, Metazoa, Chordata, Mammalia, Rodentia, Muridae. The record is from RefSeq and is a predicted model, not a curated record. The transcript has 26 exons.
AUGGUUGGCAAUGGCUCCCGUCGGUCCACACGUAGAUCCAUGCCUUCUUCCCAUGGGAAGGCCAACCACCCACUGCCCAGGCAGGAGCAAGAGUUGGAGCUUAGAAGGACAGCUGAAAUGGUGCCUAUAUCCAAGAAGUCAGAUAACUUGCAUUUGGGGCUCCUGGGAGAGCACUUGAAUAUCCACCCAUCCUUGGAGGACACGGUAGCCAAUAAGAUCAAGAACAUGAUGUUCACAGAGCAGGGCCUGGCACUAAACACCAUCUGCCAUUUCCUAGAGAAGCACAGCAAGCUCUGGGGAAAGCAGGAGGUGUCGUAUGGGGAUGCUUCUGUGCAAAAGCUCCUCGAGUUCCUCAGCCUGGACCCCUGGAGGGUUGCUGAUAAGGCCUUCCUCUUCUACCUCUACGGGCUGAUCCUGCGUGAGUGCCUCAGCGUGGAGCAGGUGCAGUGCCACCUGGCCAGCCUCCUGGAGCUGUCCCAUGAGCACUCCAGCCAGCGGGAGGGCAUUGCACUGGCUGUGGGCCUGGCCUCCACCAAGCACUUUGAGGAGGUAUGGGCCCUGUUGGAGCACCUGGGCCGCACCAAGUUUCUGCGUUCAUCUGUCAUGUCUGAAGACAGCCAGGAUGAGAUCCUGAAGUCAAGUUUCCUCUCUGCGGCCAUCCUGCUCACAAGAUCACUCCAGGAAGAGUAUGGCUCCCAGAGGUACAAGUUCACUCAGAUCCCAGAGCUCAUCCAAUGCCUCUUGGGCAUCCUCCUGAAGGAACCCAACUCCUUAACCACCUUCUUCCGGCAGAAGGUCAUACUGGUCAUCUCAGGCCUGAGUCACCUGCCGCCCAGACUCAAACCCAUGCUCAAGUCCCAGGUCCUGCAGACCUGUCUGCAGAGCAUGUACAUGCUUCCCUCUCCUGAGGCUUUGAAGAGUGGCUCACCUUCUUUGGAGCAAGCCCCAGAUGUCAUGGUGGUGUACAAGAAGACAGAGCGUGCCCUUGAUCUGCUUCUCCAGAACUUCAUCACUGAGAACCCGAGCAUGGAUGAGAUUUGCUUCCUCCUGCAGCACACAGAGAACUGGCUGAAAUCUGACAAGAGCCACGAGCGCAGUCGGGCAGUACACUCCAUCUUCCUGCUUCUGCAGUAUGUGGCAGACUCGUUGAAGCUCGCUAAAGAGGCUGUGCCUUCUGUGCUGGGCCACCAGAUAGGCCUACUGACUCUGCUGUGGCGGGACAAAGAUGAAUACAUACAACAGCAUUCUCUCCGCUGUGUCUUCCUCCUCAUGCAGCUUCUGUUCCAGCAGAAGGGGAAGUUGGUGGAGUCCACAGAAUGGAGUAAUAUGAAGCCCUUUGAAAGCAACGCGCCUAGAGAGUGGGAGAUAAGCCUCUACUAUAUGGUGAAGACCUUCAAGGACAACCUGACAGUGGCACAGCACACACAACUGACCCUCACACUGGUGCACAGUCUAGGCAGCUCUAAUUACCUCCGCUGUGACCUUGCUGCCCAGCUCACACUGAUGAUCUGUGAGGAGCCUGGCUUUAGAAGGGAGCAGGUGGCUGAGAUCUUGCAAGGCCUGUUCCAGGAGCUGCCGUAUAUCCACUCCAAGAGUGUCCAGCAGACCAUAAGUCAUGCCACCAUGGCUCUGGGGACCCAGCAUACUCAGGAGGUGGUGGAGGUGGUCUUGUCCUUAUGUCAGCCCUCAGAGAGGUGGAUCCUACUGCUGUGGAAGGCCCUGGCCACCAACUACCGUGUGGCUCGUGAUGCUAUAACCCUGCUCUACACAAAGCUGAAAUUGCGGCCACCCAAGGGGCUUCUCCAGUCCACGUAUCAGGCCCGGCUGGUCUCCCUGAUGGCUCUGGGUACCAUUUAUGAGCUGCUCUACACCCUGGAGUACAGGGAGACAGUCCGCUGGGCUUUCGCAGGGAUCCUCAUGGGCCUCCUCACAGAACUCUACUACCUGCUGGAGGUGGGCUUGGUGGAGAGCAUCUUUGACUACCAGGAAGACAAUCUGGCCUCUAAGCCCCUCGGGCCCUGCAGGACCUGCCUGGAAGCACUCAAGGGCCUCUUUUGGACCAACAAGUACUGGGAAGUGUUUGCUGAUAUGAAGCUGAUCCAGGGCUGGGAGCUCUUGGGGCAGUUGGAAACUUUCACAAAGGGAGUGACCCUUUUGGCCAGGAUCAUGACUCACUAUAACUGCGAGAUCAAGGCUGUCUUGGGGCAGGCUCUUGUAUCCCUGAGGAGCUCUGAAGAGCGAGACAACAUCGUGGGCAUCUGCAUCAUAUCUGAGUUUCUCAACAGCCCAGAUGUCUCCCAGCAUGUGUCCCGGAAGGCCAUGGACAAAUCCCUGAACCUGGGCCUUUCCAACCGCAACCAGAUGGUGCAGGCUAUGAGCCUGAAGGGGCUGGGCAGCACCCUGAUAGUCCCUAAGAAGGUAACUCUGUUGAAAAGUAAGUUGAUGGAGCUGUUGGAAAACUUCCUAGAGCCUGAGUUCAAGGACCCGGUGGGCCUGAUGGAGAUCAUGAACCACCUCCUGCAGUGUCUAGGCAUCCAGGGCAUUGGAAUCGCCAGCCUCAAGAUCGCUCAGCGCCUUCUUGGCCUGUUCAGAGAUGAAAGGGCUGAGGUUCGGGAAGGUGCCAUCUUCCUGUUCGGAAGUGUCAUCUACUAUGGUGGCAAGAAGUUUCGGCUGAUCCUCAAGAACAUGGCUUUCCAGGCUGCAGUGCCCCUCCUCUUCCAUAUAGCUGACCCCUGUCCAGAAGUGGCCAUGAAAGCCAAGUUCACCUUGCUGCGCUGUGCCAUCUUGCUAAAGUGGGAGUUCCGGAAGGAGUUGUUCGGCAAGCUGGCAUGGGGCCAAGGGCUGGGCGCUGAAAAUGACAUUUUUGUCUACCUGAUAGAAAGCAACAUUGGCAGCUACCAGCAGUUUCUCAGUCAGGCCUUGGUGUAUCUGGACAGCCCCCACAAGACCCUGAGGCUGGCAGCCAUGAAGUUCAUCGGGGGAUUGCUUCAGGACUAUUUCACUGACCUCUGCUACCACUUGAAGAAAGACGAUGUGACCAUCCUUAAGAACUAUUUGGAGGCCCUCAGCUAUGACACAGACUCCAGGGCCCGGAAGUUCUACCUGAACUAUUGGAAUGAUGUCAUAGAGCUGUCUCAUUACGUGACUAGCUGA